CGUAUUUACCAGAAAUCAGCGUGGUACUGGUAUGGUACUUCAAAUAGGAAACGAAAGAUACGUCAAAGACUAUUACAACGAUUUCGCUAAGAAGACUAGAUGGCGAUGCCACAGGAAACACCAUGGCUGCAAGGCCUAUGUGUUUACUGCCGAGCAAACUGUUAUAAAAGUUGGCGGGACUCAUAACCAUAAGUUGUAACUUAUACUCGUUAAUAUUUUAUACUCGUAGAUUUUAUAAUAAACCAGCUGUAUUCACCUCACCAUCAUUUUUUUCAAAUAGGACUGCAUCUAGAUAAAGGUCAUGUAUGUUAACAACCCCAACGGCAAGGCGAUAGCAAUUGUGAAUGGGUACACCUUCUACAUGGACGGACGGAGGAAAUUCACCAAGACCUGGCAAUGUACCAACGCUGGGAGGUGUAGAGCUAGGUUUACCACCACGAAGUGUGGGGAGGUGGUACGCGAGUUCAAUUCCCAUAGUCACCCGCCACCACGUAUCGAAUGAUAUUCGCUCUCAGUACUUCAGGGAAGCAGAUGAUGAUCGUCAACGACUACACGUUCUACUGCCAACGCCGUCUCUUCAGGACCAACAACUGGUGCUGCACCAAGAACCUGAGGUGCAAGGCUCGCAUCAUCACCACCAAAGACAACGCCAUCAUCCGCUGUUCUCUAGACCAUAAUCACUUUCCUGGAAAGUAUAUUAUACGUAAAGGAGUUUAUUACAAAUUGUAGGGUUAUUUUGAAUUUUAUUUAAAG
This is a messenger RNA of Ostrinia furnacalis (Asian corn borer), 753 nucleotides long. RefSeq lists its product as uncharacterized. The record is from RefSeq and is a predicted model, not a curated record. The transcript is spliced from 3 exons. Bases 345 to 677 code for a protein of 110 amino acids. Lineage: Eukaryota; Metazoa; Arthropoda; Insecta; Lepidoptera; Crambidae.